AUGCUUCAACAUCCUCAGGACCCACGUCAACGGAGAAGCACCAAGGAACGAGGCAGAACUCAGGGCAGCUUUGGAGGAGGGCCUUCAAAAGCUCACUGCUGCGGUCUGCUCCAGGCUGUUCCAGAGAGUCCUAGGCCCAGGCGCGUAAAAUUCUCGAGGAUUUUUUUCUUAAAAGUAGUGUAUAAGGUGGCGUUCGCCAUGCCACCGAAAAAACCCCCGGACAUCGCUCUCGAGCAUGAAUGCCUGGCCUACGUGAGCAAGCUCUUCAAGGAGCCCACUCGAACCCGAGAAGACGUCAAGCUUCGUGCCCAGAGGAACCGAGAGACUGAAUGCACCGUGGUCAAGACCAGCUGGAACAGCUUCUGCAAGGAGGCUGCGAAAGCCCUUCCUCUUGAGAGUGCGCUCAAGGAAGUGAACAAGGCCAUAUGCGAGGCCUAUGUGCUUGCCAACCUGCAUGUAUUGCGCAUGUGUGAGUUGGGAAGAGAAGUGCCACCUCUAGACCAGUCUUUCUUCUAUGGAUGUCUGUCAGCCGUCAGCGUCGCUGGGAGGCAGAAGAGCCCCAUCAAAGAUCUGUUCUUCAGGGAAACGGUCGAGCUGUAUGUUUCAUCACGCCCUGCUAACUACAUGCCCCCGGACAGCGAGCAUCUUGCAUCCGGCUGGUACCAGAAUGCGAGCCUCCAGAUGACGACUUGCACCAGGAACUCCGUCGCUACUAACUUCUACAGGCGCUUCAAGCGCUACUUGAAGCACAAGUAUUCACUGGAUGGCCCAUCAUGCUACCAGAAGAUGCGACACAUGCUGGCAGAGGAAUACGACGGCGACGACCCAUUGGUUCUCGAGUACCGUGCAAUGCUUCCGAAAGCCACGACCGGUAGAGCGGACUCCACAUCUCACCUGUUCAUGCCCAUGCAAUUUAUGUUCCUCCGGUACAUGGAGUCGCACCAUCCUCUCUCUGAAGCCGAGCUGAAGAAGGGCAAGCAGCUGAGGCUCUUCAGUCUCCUUCCCACCAAGAGCGGCUUCGAGUGCAGCCACCUGAAGAUGUGCACGAACGGCCUGUAUGGCUUGCUGAAGAGAGGAGGCGUCAAGUUGCCGGCAUUUGGAGCCAAAUUCAGGGAGGUGGCGGACGACUACUGGAGAGAGCUGUUCAACAUCGCAAAGUACGAGACGAGCAACCGCAAGUUCGCAGGCGAGAUCCUCACAGACGGGAAGGCAGUGUGCAUGAUGCUGAGGAAGCCUAAACCGAAGUCGGCUGUCGGAGAGGGGGCACUCCCUGAUCUUACCGGCAGCGAGGAGCUGUGGGGCUUGGACCCUGGCAGGAGGGACUUGUUCGUCAUGGUAAACGAGCAAGGCGAGAAGUUGUCCUGUUCGACAUGCGAAUUCUACCACGAUGCCAAGUACAAGCUCAGCAACGCCAGGAUCAGGCACUGGUACGAACAGUGCCCGGAGGUGCUCGAGGCAAUCCGGAACAUGCCCACCAAGAAGACGUCGGAGAGUGCCAAGCUGCUCGACUAUGUGCGCUUCAUGCUUCCUCGCUUGGAUAUGCUCCUGAGCUUCCACAUGAGGAAGGGGUUCAGGGGUCUCAAGUUCAAGCGGUAUAUCUAUGCACAGAAGAAGUUGCACGAGAUCUGCAAGGGCAUCACCAAGCGGGUUGGCAAAAGGACGGUCGUGGGCUUCGGGGACUGGUCCAACAAGGACGCAGCAGGGAUCAUGAGAGGAUCACCUUCCGGACCCGUGAAGCGGCUGGAGCGGGAGCUCCGCAAGCAUUGCAGAGUGGUCUCGGUGGAUGAGUUUAGGACCAGCAAGCUACACUUCGAUUGCAAGACGCAGCUGCACAAUCAGUAUUCGGAGAAGCGGUGCAAGGAUGGGGCGGUCAAGACUGUCAAAGUUCACGCCGUAGAAGAGCCCAACGACGCGGCCGUCAAGCAGUUCACGAGCGGCCUACUCGAAGUGCGUCCGGACGUAGCGUUGGCGACGUGCAAGACCAUUUUCCUGAUGGACCUCCGAGAGAUGUUGUCAGAGGUCACCAGGGCGCAGAGGGUUUUCGGUACGACGUCCACGACCCUCCAGAUGCUCGCACGUCUCAAAUGGGAUAGGGACAGGAGAGGAGUGGGAAGGUGGAUGCGCGAGACAUCCGAGAGGAUGGGCCCUCUCUUCGUUAAGGUCAUGCAGUUCGUCUCCGUGCGCGGAGAGGGCUUGGACCCGGAGAUCUUAGAAGAGCUGGUCAAGCUGCAGGACUCCGUGACGCCGUUCGAUUGCAGCGUCUACGAAGAUUUGCUGUCUAGCUACGGCGUGCCCCGUGGCGCCCCUCCUAUCGCUUGUGGCUCGGUGGCAGCGGUCUACAGAGGCUCGAUAAAAGACGGGAGAGAGGUGGCGAUCAAGGUCGUGAGACCCGAUCUGAGAGAGGCCUUCUUGCAGGGGCUGGACGACAUGCAGUCUACUUGCCAGAUCCUCAAGAGACUCCGCGUGGAGGGGAGCGAGAACAUCUCCGAGAUGCUGACGGAGAUGCGACCCGUGAUCUUGGGUGAGACGGACCUGAACAGGGAGGCCCAGAACGCGAUUGCCUUCCGAGAGUCUUUGGAGAGGGUGCCGUGGGUCCGGGUCCCGAGAGUGAUAGCCAGCGGGGAUGAGUGGCUGGUCAUGGAGUACAUUCCAAGUCUGAAAAUAGACGACGUGGAGAACAUCGAGGACAUCAUGUCGGCGCGAGUCGCGGCCCUCAGACUCGCAGCGUGCUUCGCCCUCCAGAUCAUACAGAACGGCCUCUUCCAUGCCGACUUACACAGCGGCAACGCAGGGAUAACAGAGGACGGGCAAUUGGUAUUCUACGACCUGGGUGCCGUGAUAGCUCUCGGCGAUACCCCCAAAAAGUAUAUGCGAGACCUCUUCCGAGCCUUCACGACCGGGAACGCCCAGACCGUGGUCGACUCUCUAUCGGGGAUGGGAGUCUUGGACCUCAGCAAGUGUAGAAACUCGAGAGACACGCGGGCCCUGAUAGAGGCAGUGCAGGCCGUCAUGGGACAGCUGUUACAAGCGGGCAACCCGGAGGACGUCCAUCAGAUCGUGAAGGAGCAGAAGAUCCUGGGGAGGAACCAGUCUCGGGUCUUCAGGCCCAGGCUGGAGUUCCUUUAUUUGUUGCGAAACAGCGGGAUGGUAGACGCUAUCUGCAGAAAACUGGACCCCUUCUUCGACUCCACGGAACUACUCAAAGCGGUCCUGCCCAACCCUCCCCUGGAUUCGGCCCUGAUGACUGCUAUGGCCCGUGAGGUUUUCAUAGACACCCCAAAUCUGGUGAAGACGUUGCCGACCAGCAUCCAGGGCGUUAAGGAGAAGACGGACACCUUACGGGAAGAGAUGAAGAGUAACAGCAGAAUACUGUACGUCUGGUUGACGCUAGUCAGUAUGUGGCUACUCACAAACAGCUAG
Klebsormidium nitens is the source of this 3420-nucleotide messenger RNA. Lineage: Eukaryota; Viridiplantae; Streptophyta; Klebsormidiophyceae; Klebsormidiales; Klebsormidiaceae. The record is from the annotation of a GenBank genome assembly.